GCGCAGUGGUUGGGGCCGGCUGCGGCCGCCGCGGCGGCGGGGUCAGUUCUCUUUAGUGUUUGCCGAUGUUGGAGGCGUCUCCAAAGUGUUCCCGGGAAGCAGUGACAGGCAAUGGCACAAGUUAAAAUGCAGACUACAGCAAACCUGUCUGGACCCACCAUGGCCCCUAUGGUGCUACCCCUGCCAGUUACAGCUACAAAUACACUGAGUCUGCCAUCCUCAAUGAACGGAUCCAUUUCGGAAUCGGCAGCCAGCUGUAGCAGUCCUACUGCCGGCCUUGUGGAUCCUGCGUCUUCAAACAACUCACCAGCUCCUCUCCAAGAUAACAUGGCAAACCCCAAAGAGAAAACUCCAAUGUGUCUGGUAAAUGAGUUAGCCCGUUUCAAUAGAAUUCAACCCCAGUAUAAGCUUCUGAAUGAAAGAGGGCCUGCUCAUGCCAAGAUGUUCACAGUGCAGCUGACUCUUGGUGAACAGACAUGGGAAGCUGAAGGAAGCAGUAUUAAAAAGGCCCAACAUGCUGCUGCUAGCAAAGCAUUGAAUGAAACUACCCUUCCCAAACCAACGCCUAGACCACCCAAAAACAAUGUAAACAAUAAUCCAGGCAGUAUAACACCAACUGUGGAGCUGAAUGGUCUGGCGAUGAAAAGAGGAGAGCCUGCCAUCUACAGGCCAUUAGAUCCAAAGCCGAUUCCCAAUUACAGAGCAAAUUAUAAUUUCCGGGGCAUGUACAAUCAGAGGUAUCACUGCCCAGUGCCUAAAAUUUUCUAUGUCCAGUUAACUGUUGGCAACAGUGAGUUUUUUGGUGAAGGAAAGACUCGACAAGCUGCUAGACAUAAUGCUGCAAUGAAGGCCCUUCAAGCUCUUCAGAAUGAGCCUAUUCCAGAAAAAUUACCUCAGAAUGGAGAAACAGGAAAAGAAUCAGAAGAAGAUAAAGAUGCAAACAAAUCUGAGAUCAGCGUAGUGUUUGAAAUUGCUUUGAAGCGCAAUAUACCUGUCAGUUUUGAGGUGAUUAAAGAAAGUGGACCUCCUCACAUGAAGAGCUUUGUUACACGAGUUACAGUAGGAGAAUUCACUGCAGAAGGAGAAGGCAACAGUAAGAAACUCUCAAAGAAACGUGCUGCAAUGGCUGUCCUACAAGAACUUAAGAAACUUCCUCCUCUUCCUGUGAUUGAAAAGCCAAAACUUUACUUUAAAAAGCGUCCAAAAACAAUAUUGAAGACUGGACCAGAAUAUGGUCAAGGAAUGAAUCCUAUCAGUCGUUUGGCUCAGAUCCAACAGGCCAAAAAGGAGAAGGAGCCAGAGUAUGUUCUUCUUUCAGAGAGAGGAAUGCCUCGCCGUCGAGAAUUUGUUAUGCAGGUAAAAGUAGGCAAUGACAUUACUACUGGAACAGGCCCAAACAAGAAAAUAGCUAAAAGAAAUGCAGCAGAAGCAAUGUUGCUACAGCUUGGAUACAAAGCCUCUACUCCUCUUCAAGACCAGACAGAAAAGCUUGGAGAAAACAAAAGUUGGAAUGGCCAAAAUGUUGGGUUUCCUGAGCCAACAAGUAACACACCAAAGGGAAUACUCCAUCUCUCUCCUGAUGUAUACCAAGAGAUGGAAGCAAGCCGCAACAAAUCAGCCCCUGGUACCACUGUAAGCUAUUUGUCAUCCAAAGAAAUGAGCCAGACUUCUAGCUCUUUCUUCAGCAUAUCUCCUACAACAAAUAGCACGGCUACAAUCGCCAGGGAACUUCUCAUGAAUGGAACGUCCCCAACUGCCGAAGCCAUAGGUCUAAAAGGAAUAUCUCCUGCUUCCCCCUGUUCUACAGUGCAGCCUUCAAAACAGCUGGAAUAUUUGGCAAGGAUUCAAGGCUUUCAGCACAGGGAGGCAUGGAAUGGGAGUUACGGUCUGUUCAUCACCUGUGGUUUCUCCUGCUCCAGGGAGAGGAAUUGUUCCCCUGCUGCACUGUGGGGUCACUCCCACAGGAGAUAGUUCUCCAGGAACUUCUCCAGCAUCAGUCCAUCCCAUGGGCAGCAGUCCUCCCAAAACUGCUGCAGCAUGGGUCACUCUUCCACUGAGUGCAGUCCUUUAAGGACAGGCUCCUCCAGUAUAGGAGCAGGGCCCAUCUUUCCAUGGGUCUCCCACAGCAUCACAGCCUCCUCACAGGCACCCACCUGCUCCGGUGUGGGGCUCCUCCACAGGUUGCAGGUGGAUCUCUGCAUCCCUGUGGAUCUCCAUGGGCUGCAGGGACACAGCUGCCUCACCAUGGUCUGCACCACGGGCUGCAGAGGAAUGUCAGCUCUGGUGACUGGAGCACCUCCUCCCCCUCCUUCUGCACUGACCUUGGUGUAUGCAGAGCUGUUCUUUGUACAUGUUCUUACUCUGCCCUUCUUCAGCCACAAUUUCAACUACUCCACAACUUUUUGUUUAUCUUUCUUCUUAAAUAUGUUAUCUCAGAGGCAUUACCAUUUCUAAUUGGUCCAGCAUCACAUCCAUCUUUGGAGCUGUCAGGGAUUGGCUCUGCUGGACAUGGAGGAAGCUUCUGGCAGCUUCUCACAGAAGCCACCCUACCAAAAACCAGGCCAUGCAAACCCAAUACACCUGGGAAUAAGGACUGGGUGAUUAUCUCUGGCCCUCCCUCUUCCUCCUGUUGUGAGGGCUCUACUUCCUCUUUAUCCCUCACUAAGUGAGCUGAUUUGGUCUUGGAUUUCUUUUCUCUGUAUAGGGACAACUACUACUGGCACAAGUUGUUCCUCUAGUUCAACUGCAAAUCAGGCCACAGUGGUUGUAGGUCUGUUUUCCUCCUCUUUCCCCUGAGGGUGCUGUCAAGUAUUGAACUGCGUCCAGUAAAGAGUAGCCAGGGCCCAGCACACUGCAGUGAGUUGCCCCUCUCUGGAGUUGUCACGGCAUGCUCCUUGCAAUUAUUCUGUCACUUUAACAGGGUCGUUUAGUUGUUCAGGGAUGAAAUUUCAAACCAUCGGAGCAGAGAAUUUUAAAAAAACCUGGUCUGUUUUUGCCACAUUUCAUGCCACUCAUGACUAUCCACCCUUGGGGCAGAUCUCUGAAUGAACUUCCUACAAACCUCUUUCUUGACUCUAAACAUGGUGUGGACUGAGGAGACCAGUGAGACUUAGCAACAAGAACAUGCUUUCCUUAACAUCCAAGGGAAAUUAAAAAUUCUCAAAAGCUGUUGAAACAGCUGAAGGAAGAGAAGGAGGUGAGAGGCUGGGGAAAAUCAUCCUCCCCUGUUCCCCCCACAGACUCAGUAUAAUUAUUAAUAGACUUCCAAAGAUAGUGCCCAAAGUAAAGGUAGGUGAGCAGCACUGAAUACACAUCCGAAAUCACCCUCAUUGCCCUUGAUCAGUCAUAAACUGAUAUCUCACAGUACAGCAACAAAGCAAUCGCAAUCCCUCUCCCUGCUGUGAAAAAGAACAUCACAAGGACCACAUAUGGGAAUAUAGGGGGAUAUGGGAAUACAGGGUUAGGUACCACAAACACGUGAACAGAUUGUGACCAGCAGCUCUGGAGUUAAUGCAACAAAUGCUUAGAUUGAAUUUAUUUCCAAGCUGCUCUGGACACAUCUGUUGUUAUCUCAACCCUUUGUGCCACACACUGGGUGCCAAAUAAGGCUGUCGUGAUUUAGGAAUGGUACUCCCCAAUCUAGUGCUCCCACUGAAACUCUCCAAACCACAUGCCACUCACUUGCUCCUCCCUCCCCCUCCUCCCAUCCUGAAAUGGGAUGGAGAGGAAAAUUGGAGGCACAAAAGGCAAAGAUCACAAGUUGAGAUGAGAACAACUUAUUGGAAACAGCAGUGAGAUGAGAAAAUGAACAAUACUAAUGACAGAGACUUCAAGAAACAAAGGAUUCACACAGAAACCCCCCACCAAUAGACAAUAUCCAACCACUCUCCCCACCACACAACUUGACCAGGAGGGACCCUUUUCUCCCCAGAAGAGACUCCCUUCCCCCUGCCCCUGGCAGUGAUGUGAGGUGUUAUAAAAUAACCUCCUGGUCCUAGCCAUGCCUCCUCCUGGCUACUGCAAAAGUUAACCCUUUCCUGGCUGGAACCAGGACACCUGAGAAUGGUGUUCUGUUCAGAAGGUGCAGCCUAGAAGCCAAGCUGGUGUCAGAGCAAUGCAGAAUGUUUUUGCCAUCACAGUCAAUACUAGAGAAUGUAAGAUGAACCACACUGGGUCAGCACAUGAGUCCUUGAACACUGAUAACCUGUAUCCAGCAAUGCCAAAUACCCUACAUUUCAUGGUACAGUGGCAGCCUCUGUAGUACAUCCAGUCAUUUCUGUGGUGGAAGUUAGGAAAAGGAAGCCUCUUCCCUAUCCCAUUACAUGCAAAAUUACAUGUGUAUAUGGAUAGUGGCUCAUUUUACAGUGUUGAACCAUCAGAGGUUCAACCAUCAGAGGUCUAUGUAGAAAUAUUUCCUGUCAUAGAUUUCCUUUUGAGUUUUUGUAUUGUCUGGAGUUUUUUCCCUUUUUAGAAUUGUGAAUUUGCUUCAUUUGAAGAGUUGUUUUCGUAUGCUUUAGCAUAUGAAUUUGAUCAUGUAACUAAAUUCUAAAAAUGGGAGGUUUCUUUUUCAUGCCUGAUAAUGAGUUUUUUCAUCACAGCCCAUGCAAUUUAUAAAAUACGCAGUUGUUAUAAGUGACUUAAAAGAGGCUGCUAGAAUUCAAGAAAUAGUGUGAGAUGUUCUGUUGGUAUAAGCAGCAUAGUUAAAUUAUCUUUGCUUACAUCAAAUAUCACCGGUUGUGGAAUUGACCUAACACUGUUUUUGUCUAAAAUAUACAUUCAGCUUUCUUUUGGUCUUCAUUUUUGAAAUGUCAUUUUUGCUUCAUUUGUUUGAAUGUCUCUUUAUGAAAGAAACAGUAACAGCCUCAGCCUCACUGUAGUAGAGUUAAGCUGCUAAUAGGAAUUCAGUUUUCCUGAGUUCCAUUUGUUACCUGCCUGCAGUAGAAAGAGAUUAAUUCUGAUGGAAAGAAAUUCAAUCCAUGAAGUUUCCACUGCUCACUUUCACAUCUUGUCAGAUUGCUUGUGUCUCCUAGUAAUGCUUUAUUUUCAUAGAACCAAUGCACAAUUUAUGUUACUGUUUUGGUUCCUACUUGCCUACAGUAUGUGGUUACUGUAAAAUGAUUAGUUGUGUUUGUCCUGGUUUUUUUCAUGCUUUGAUUCUAGAUGCUUUUGUAGAAACUGUUUUUAAAGGGUCUUACUUUGAGCCAAAAAAUAUAAUCCUUUUCAUCCACGAACUAGACUACUACUUUUUACUUGGCCCUAAUACAAAGCAAGGAAUUUGGUACAGAAUCUUGAUUAACAUCUAUCCGCUGUGUAUGUAACUAAUGGUUUUACAUCAUCUUAGCAUGCUUUUUAACACCUCACUUAAAUAAGCCUGGUAUUGAUGUGAAACUCUGCCACUGCUGGGUGGCUGAGCUGAGGUGGGGCAGUGAACAGAAUCUCUGUGGGAAAUGGCUCAGUGGCCUGUCAGGUGCAUAUCACAGGUCUCUUCACCAUUUCAGCCUAGAAAGCUCUUUGUGUUUAAGAGUUUAAAAGCUGAUUUCUUUACAGGUUGACUUUCUCAGGCAUAUUUACUAAAGGAGAAGACUACUGCACUUCCAAACAGCUAGCUUGUUUCAUGUUUCCUGAAUGACCCAAAAUGAUUUUUAAAUUGUUAGCAUGUAUUUGUAUUCUGGUCCAGAUGAUAACCAUAGUUUUGUCUUUCAUUGAAGAACGUAUACAUUCUGUUCUGUUACAAUGUAUUUUUUGAAUUUUUUAAAAAAAUCAAUAAAUACUCAUAUGAUGUUUCAUUUGUAAA
This is a messenger RNA of Corvus hawaiiensis (hawaiian crow), 5794 nucleotides long. It is a transcript of the gene STAU2, whose product is annotated as staufen double-stranded RNA binding protein 2. Bases 112 to 1971 code for a protein of 619 amino acids. The record is from RefSeq and is a predicted model, not a curated record. The transcript has 13 exons. Lineage: Eukaryota; Metazoa; Chordata; Aves; Passeriformes; Corvidae.